Messenger RNA from Fundulus heteroclitus (mummichog), 2493 nucleotides. RefSeq names its product SAS-6 centriolar assembly protein (gene sass6). Lineage: Eukaryota; Metazoa; Chordata; Actinopteri; Cyprinodontiformes; Fundulidae. The coding region runs from base 148 to 1914 and encodes 588 amino acids. Gene Ontology annotation, cellular component: centrosome; centriole. The transcript has 16 exons. Gene Ontology annotation, biological process: centriole replication. The record is from RefSeq and is a predicted model, not a curated record.
AUAUUGUACUCCACCAAGGACACAAAGAAGAAGUUGCUACCGGUACAAAUCGGGUUGUGACAAGCUGAAAGCGGCAAAGUUCAAGGCAACAAAGCAGCGUUCUUCACUCGUUCCAUUCAGCGACUAUUUAGUUUGAAAACCGCCACCAUGGAGGAACUAUACAACAAAGUCUUACAGAUUCACGUGAAACAUAAGGACUGCGAGGAGAGGAAAGCAAAUAUUCGUGUCACUAUUGAGCUGACAACAACUCCAGUCCACAGGAGGGAUCUUCUAGUUAAGCUAACGGAUGAUACAGAUCCAUAUUUUCUUUUCACCCUUCCCAUAUCAGAAGAAGAUUUCCAAAGCUUGAAAGUGCAGCAGGGCCUGUUGAUAGACUUUGCAUCAUUUCCUCAGAAGUUUAUUGACCUGCUUAACCUGUGUGACUUGGAGCCAGACUCAGACAAUCCAAGGUUUCUCCUGCAUUUGACAUGCCAAUCUCCAGUGAUCGAGGGCUGUGCCACCUUCAGUGUUGUAGAAACAAAUCCUUUCAAGCACCUGAACCACCUCUCUCUGCGACUUAUCCAAGGCUCAGACAGAGAAGUGAAAGAGUAUUUGGCAGCCUGUCUGGCGUCUUUGAAGGCAGAAAAGCAGGCGCUAGACAUAAAGCUCAAGGAGACAGAAGAGGAUCUGUCUCGGCAGCUGAGUUAUACUCAACAGACUCUGUCUGAGAAGACUAAGGAACUGGAGAAGCUGCGAUCAGAGUGGACAAAUCAGACAAGUUCUCUUUCAAGUCGUCAUUCUGAGGAGUUGCAGUUACAGCGGGAGAAGAAUUUAGAGUUAAAGAGUAGAUUUCAACAUGAGAUGGAGCAACUGCGUCAAGAGCUUGACAGUGCUCAUAAGAAGAGCUUACUGGAGCUUCAAAGCAGAGUGACCGAGCUGGAGACCUCCUGUAGAGAGUUGACAGAGAGAAGAUACAAGAAUGAAUCCAUCAUCCGAGACCAAAAAAUUAAACUAGCUGGGUUGGAAGAGGAAUGCCAGCAUUUAAAACAGCAGGUUCUGAGUCUCAGGAGGGAAAACAGCACUCUUGACACAGAGGUCCAUGAAAAGGAGCGUAUAGUAAGCCAGCUGCAGGUCAGAGUAGCUGUCCUGGAGCAGGAGAUCAAAGAUAAAGAGAUGGUCAUGUGCCGCACGAAAGAAGUUCUAGAGGCAACUCAGCAGCAGAAGGAAUCAGUGGAAGAAACUGCUGAAAAUAAAGAACUUCAGUUGAGGAAACUUGAAGCAACAGUGAAAUCACUGUCGGAGGAGCUGCUAAAGGCUAAUGGGAUAAUCCAGAAACUGCAAGGAGAAGUUCGAUGCCUUGUCGGAAAAGUAAAGGUCAAAAACACAGUGACUGUGUCACAAGAAAAGGUUCUUCGAGAAACACAAGCUAAACUUCAAAGUGUUGACAAGGAUCUACAGAACGCUCAGAGACAAGUCAUAAGUAAGGAGGAGGAGGUCAAACAAUUGAAGGAGCAGUUGGAGAUGACAAUACAGAAGCUAAAUGAAAGCAAAGAAGUAUUAAAAACAAAUGAAAAUGUUAUAACCUGGCUUAACAAGCAACUAAAUGAAGUUCAACUGACCAAAAAGACACCAUCUGCUGAACCUUUGGACAAUUCUUCAGGAUUAUCAACACUAACAGGACUCCGAUCCCAGUUUUAUCCUCAGCCUGGUAAACCUGCUCAGUCCCCUGCUUUGGCCACAGACUCCACUCCUGCUGAUCCCAGAGUUGGCCUGACAAUCAGCCAACAAUUUAAAGACUCUGCUGGUCUGGAUGCCAAGUACUUCAGCAGUGGAAAUGAUGGCAUCCCAGUCUACUCUUUGUCAUCUAAUAUUACCCAAAAAGAGUUACCUCUGAAGUCAAAGCCUCCCGUGAGCUCCGCAUACUUCUCUUCAUAAAGUUUCGGCUGCUUGUUCCAUCAUCCCAUCAAAAACAGUUUUCGCUUCAACAAGAGGUGGCCAGCUCUUUUUCUGGUGUCAUCCCCACAUGAUUUGUGCAAAGAUGUUUCUAGCAUAUAGAGAAAAUCUCUUCUUUUAGUACCCAAUUGUAUUUUUUUCCCCAUGAUUUUCAGCUUGUUUUUGUGAAAUUGUAAAGACCAAUUUUCUUUUAGAUUAAAAUAAUAGUUUCAAACCAAUUAUCUUUGUCCUUGUUUUAAAUAAGUACAUUUGUGUUUUUUUCUGUGUCAGGAUGCUGUUUCAGGUUAUUAACCUGAAAUCAUGAAUAAAUAAUAGAAUUUAUGCCUCUGUUUGGUUUGUUAGAUAAGUUAUAGCAAAUUUUAAAUUAACCUAUUACCUUGAAAUUUGUUGGUAAUUUGAAUCAGCCAUGCAGAUUUUCAUUUCAUUUUCUCAUUUUCAUCUUUGAGUUGCAGAGCAAAAUGUUUAGUUUUUCUGUCCUCUAUACCUACCUCUAUAGUUACGCUGCUAUAGGCUUAGGCUACUGUAGGACAUCAGGGCCUAUUUUUCUCACUCUACUGAUUU